GUAUUCUGAGGUGCGUGGUAGUGAUGGCGGCGCUCAGCGAGACUUUCCUGUCACUGGAUACUACUACUCCCAACCCUCCUCAAAGCCGUCGGAGCAACCCCCAGGUCUUUACUUUACUGUCGGCAAUUUGACUUGCUCUGCUGCAUGUCUGGAGGGACCAAGGAAAGUGUGGAGACGCUCCAAGGAUUAGGUGAUCGGAGCUUGAAAAGAAAAAAAUCCAAACAAAUAAACAAAACCCACCCACCCUAACAAAUAUGAGGCUGCUGGAGAGAAUGAGGAAAGACUGGUUCAUGGUCGGAAUAGUGCUGGCGAUCGCCGGAGCUAAACUGCAGCCGUCCAUAGGGGUGAAUGGGGGACCACUGAAGCCAGAGAUAACUGUAUCCUACAUUGCUGUUGCAACAAUAUUCUUUAACAGUGGACUAUCAUUGAAAACAGAGGAGCUGACCAGUGCUUUGGUGCAUCUAAAACUGCAUCUUUUUAUUCAGAUAUUUACUCUUGCAUUCUUCCCAGCAACAAUAUGGCUUUUUCUUCAGCUUUUAUCAAUCACACCCAUCAACGAAUGGCUUUUAAAAGGUUUGCAGACGGUAGGUUGCAUGCCUCCGCCUGUGUCUUCUGCAGUGAUUUUAACCAAGGCAGUUGGUGGAAAUGAGGCAGCUGCAAUAUUUAAUUCAGCCUUUGGAAGUUUUUUGGGCAUCGUUAUAACACCCCUGCUCCUGCUGCUUUUUCUUGGUUCAUCUUCUUCUGUGCCUUUCACAUCUAUUUUUUCUCAGCUUUUUAUGACUGUUGUGGUUCCUCUCGUCAUUGGACAGAUUGUCCGAAGAUACAUCAAGGAUUGGCUUGAGAGAAAGAAGCCUCCUUUUGGUGCUAUCAGCAGCAGUGUACUCCUCAUGAUCAUCUACACAACAUUCUGCGACACGUUCUCUAACCCAAAUAUUGACCUGGAUAAAUUCAGCCUUGUUCUCAUACUGUUGAUAAUAUUUUCUAUCCAGCUGAGUUUUAUGCUUUUAACUUUCAUCUUUUCAACAAGGAAUAAUUCGGGUUUCACACCAGCAGACACAGUGGCUAUCAUUUUCUGUUCUACACACAAAUCCCUCACAUUGGGAAUUCCGAUGCUGAAGAUCGUGUUUGCAGGCCAUGAGCAUCUCUCUUUAAUAUCUGUACCCUUGCUCAUCUACCACCCAGCUCAGAUCCUUCUGGGAAGUGUGUUGGUGCCAACAAUCAAGUCUUGGAUGGUAUCAAGGCAGAAGAAACUACUCCAAACCAGGGGGCCACUGGCUAACUUGAAUAAUCCAGAAGGCUUGGAAUAUCUAUCCAUCAAAUUUGGGCAUUAAAAUAAAUACCAAGAGUCCAUCCUCCAGGGAGUGAAGCUGAUGAGGCCGACAGUAUAACAAAGGAGGUGGACUUUCUGUAGCGAUGUAUAUAUGUACAGGAUUGUACAUACUAGCAAUUCUGAAGACUUGUACUUGUGAAUGUUGCCUCAAUGCAUAUUUUAUUUUUUUACAUAAAAAUAUGAUAUACCUGUUUAAGUGCCUUAAAAUGUAUUUGACAAAAAGCAUUAUUUCCAAAAUAUGCUUUGUUGAUUACUGCCAGGGGUGGUAAAAUAUUUGGGGGUUAAUUUUGUUUUCCUAAUGCAGGAAUCAGUCAUGGUAAGUGACAAAAAGCAAACAUGCUUUCCCUGCAGCACCUUUGUGCAAUACAACCCUAUAAUAGUUACUGUAAUGUUUGAAAUGAGGUCACACCAUCAGGAAAAUGCCCUUCUGAUGACAGUGAAAAUUUCCAAAGUCUUAUUCAUGCAUACUUUGAUUUACUGUGUGAUUCUUUUUUUCUACGACUGUGACAUGCCUCUUCCUUAUCAACUCAGCGGGGGUCAUAGAUCGAAUAGAUGCUGAAAAGCGUAAGAUAUAUGCAUUCCUUGACAUCAUUUUUAAAGACAUUCCUUCAAAUAGUUUCCACACAGAAAUUCCUCACUCCCAUUAUGAGAGAUUGUGAUUAUAUGUCUUAAAUUUAUUAUAAGCUGCUUCAAAGAAAGGGCCUGAAUGUUUGAAUUAUGAGUGAAAUCAUGUGAAAUUUUGAGUUAAACUCUGUGAUUUGAUUUUCAGGGUCUUUAAAAUAUAUCUUAAUAUCUUCUUCCUCUUUAUUCAAUAAUUUCUUUCUUACACUUACACACUCGUAACAGCCAAAUAUGAGGCACAAAAAUGUUACAAUCAGUUUGAAAGCAGCAUCAAUUAAUGGUAGAUUCUAUUCACAUUCCACAACCCAGACCAAAUUUUUUCCUAUUACACAGAUGUGCUGAGCACUUUCCAGAUUGCCCCUGUUGGCCAAAAGCAGCCUGUUACAUCCUGGAACUAAGCACACUUAAGGUAUUUGAGAUAAUUUAUUAAUGAAAAUUUCCUUGGCAGAUUUGACAAAUGUUGGCAAUAUUUUUUUAAAAGUUAAAUCAUAUUGCUUUCAUGAAUAAAUGAAAAUAUAAAGGUCAUGGAUGCAAACAAAUGUUACAUGUACACAUUCUGUCUCUCCAGAUGAAAAGAACAUGCAAAACCAUUUAAUAACCAAAAUAUCAAGUAAAAUUAGUUCCCAAUUGGGCAGCAACUUUCAAAUAAGUAUCCAAUAUUUGCUUCUGCUAUAGCUGCAAGAACUGUAACUGGACCCAAGUAGAGAAUGAAGCCACGUAUAGAACUACGGGAACGCUUUUCUGUGUUUCCUCCAUGCCGUCCUGUCACAUCCUCUUAUAUGUCCUCUCUUGAUUUGAUAGACAAUAUUGGCAUCCUGGGUCUCACUGAGGCUGUGCUAUGUCCUCAGCAGCUGUUGUUGUUGUUUUGUUGUUAUGCCCACAACAAAAAAUCAUUCCUUAGAAACCUACCAAGUUUAUCUACUGUGUAAAUUUAUAUUAUUGUUACUACCAGGUCUCAUCUUUUGUCAAUGUCAUUGAAUAAAUUUCAUGAGAGUUAUUCUCAGUGUGAAUUUUAAGGCUAAUGCCAGAUCCUGCAAAAAUCUAUGCUAACCAGGCUGUAGUUUACACUGUUAUAAAGAAUUUUACUUGUGUCUAAAACUACAGUAAUCUUGCUUAGGUAAUUGUGCUUACCUAUGGAGCACAGGAAGGCUCUUAUGUUUUGUUCCUAUAAGUUUCUUUGAAUUUUGGAGUAAAUGGACGUGUCUGUCUGUCAUCUAUCUGCCCUAUCAUAAAAAUCUUUCUCCCUAACAUUAGAAUACUGAUCCCCGCCCCCAACUUAUCUACCUCUAUCGUCUAACACCUAUAGUAGGUGUGAUCAUGGGAUAAAAUUCAACUGAAAAUGCUAUGAUAACAUUUUAUCUUUUGCUUUAAAAAAUGUGUUUUGUUUUCAAAUAAUCUUUACAUAGUGAACUUUGGUGGCUUUAGUGAUAUGUUUAUGCCUAUUGCUUUUUUUUACACAAAUUCCUUGGCAUAUUUUUUCAUAAAGAACAAAAAAUAAAACCAAAAUUUAUUUUUAAUUCAUGCUUAUUGGGAUUUAAUUAUUCAGAGCUUAAAAUAUUUUGUUACUUUUAUACACUGUAAAGCUAUCUGUUUUAUGCAUUUGUUUUGUCUAAAUGUAUUUAUGAAAGAAAUACAUUCGAUUAUAUUUAUGUUUACUCAUUUUUCCACCUGGAUUUUUUUUAAUGGUUGUUGCAAAAUUAGAUUUUUUAAUGGGUAAUAAUGUUGGUAUUUUCAUGUUUUUUCUUGGUAUUAAAAUUUUUGUGGGUUUUAAAAAAUUCUUCCCUAUUCUGUUAAAAAUUAACACACCUCUAGCUAAUGUUCAGUGUUUGUGCUAAAUACCAAAUUUUUUCAAAAGGAUUGGUUAAGUAAUAAGAUGGAUUAUUUAUGAUGACUGGAAGAUGAAAAUAAUUAUAUGAUUAAACAAAGAAUGUUUCAGAAAUCACAA
Messenger RNA from Nomascus leucogenys (northern white-cheeked gibbon), 3896 nucleotides. It is a transcript of the gene SLC10A7, whose product is annotated as solute carrier family 10 member 7. Gene Ontology annotation, cellular component: plasma membrane. NCBI's taxonomy places the organism in Eukaryota, Metazoa, Chordata, Mammalia, Primates, Hylobatidae. The record is from RefSeq and is a predicted model, not a curated record.